Molecule: messenger RNA, 2879 nt
Organism: Ictalurus punctatus (channel catfish)
Lineage: Eukaryota; Metazoa; Chordata; Actinopteri; Siluriformes; Ictaluridae
Gene: glyctk
Product: glycerate kinase
Exons: 5
Coding region: 181-1737 (518 amino acids)
Biological process (GO): protein phosphorylation
Cellular component (GO): cytoplasm
Molecular function (GO): glycerate kinase activity
Source: RefSeq, a predicted model, not a curated record
CCAGUCAAUCAUUAUUCACAAAGUAAACAGGUUUAGUGACAUACAGUUUAGCCAGAUAGAUUGAACUGUCUGAGUGCAGAGUUUUACUUGUACGUGUCACUUAGAAAAAAGUUAUUUUCUUUAGUCCAGGCAGUGCUGGAGGAGCCUUUUUCCAGCCAGAGUGGAUGAACUGAUUGGUCCAUGGCCCAAGUCCUAACACACUCUCGCUCUGUUCUUCACUGGAGCCCUCUAUGGGUCAGAAGCAUGUGUUCACUAGAAGAGCAAGCUCGUGCGAUCUUUGCUGCCGCUGUGGAGGGAGUGCAGCCGGACAGCGUGGUGCGCAGAGCUCUACAGCGACGGGGCGAUGAGCUGGUGGUUUCUGAGCACAGUUUCAAGCUCUGUCAUAACCUGCAUCUGGUGGGUUUUGGGAAGGCUGUGCUGGGGAUGGCUGCAGAGGCAGAGAGGAUUGUGGGAGAUCACCUGGUUCAAGGGAUAGUUAGUGUGCCUCAUGGAAUUCAGGAAACACUGCAACGUCACAGGAAGCUAAACAUGUUGCUAGAGGCCAGCAGUAAAAUCAAAGUGAUGGAAGGAGCUAAACACAACCUGCCAGACACAGAUGCCCAAAGGUCAGCAGAGAGCAUCUGGAAACUCGCCAGCAAUCUUACUGAGCGAGAUCUGCUGCUUGUCCUCAUAUCAGGUGGUGGCUCUGCUUUACUACCCGCUCCAGUGCCACCAAUAACCCUGCAGGAAAAACAGGAAGUGACACGUCGCUUAGCGGCUGCAGGGGCCUCAAUUCAGGAGUUAAACACAGUGAGGAGAGCCUUGUCACUGUUGAAAGGUGGAGGCCUGGCCCGUAGCGCAGACCCUGCUCAGGUGGUGGGUCUGAUUCUAUCUGACAUCAUUGGCGAUCCAGUUGAUCUCAUAGCCAGUGGGCCAACAGUAUGUAGUGAGACGUCACUGGAGGAAGUCUGGGCCAUCCUGAACCGCUACAACCUCUCUGCCACUCUCCCGUUAUCUGUGAAAGAGGUUCUGAAUCAAACUGGUUCCCAGCAGAGAAGCCGGCUGAAGGAUCAACCACAUCAAGUCAACAUUUUCAACGCCGUGAUUGGCUCCAAUGCUAUUGCUCUGGAAUGCGCCAGCCAUAAAGCACAAGACUUAGGCCUUCGACCAGUAAUUCUAUCUCCAGGGGUGAGUGGUAAUGUCCAAGCUGUGGCCCAACUGUAUGGUUUGCUGUCUCGUUUCGCCUGUUCUCCAGGGAAGGAGUCUCCAGAGCUCAGAGCUCAGAUUCUCAAACUGGGAGCAGAGGUUGGGGUUAGGAGCUGGGAACUAUGUAACACAAUGGAACAUUUGGAAGCUGGCGGGCAGGAAAACAGGCAUGCCACAUGCCUGCUGGCUGGAGGUGAACCCACUGUCCAGCUACUGGGGAAAGGCAGAGGUGGAAGAAACCAAGAGCUAGCCCUGAGGGUGGGCCUAGAGCUCAGCAGGGCACCGGAGAGAAGCAUGACCAUGUUCCUCAGCGGUGGAACCGAUGGUCAGGAUGGCCCUACUGAAGCAGCUGGAGCAGUUAGUGAUGGGAACAUAGAAGCAGAGGCCAAAAGUCAGGGACUAUGCAUUGAUGGAUUUCUUCGCAACAAUGAUUCAUUCACGUUUUUCUCAUCCCUUUCAAAGGGGCAGAAGUUGCUUCUGCCAGGGCUCACAGGUACCAAUGUAAUGGAUGUUCAUAUGAUGAUUCUGCCUCCACCAACACAGAGUAGCUGAUCGAAAAGAUUCUUUACUUGGUAUGAGAUUUGUAAGGAAAACAAUACGUUUAAGCAUAGUAAGAUCCGUCUAUUAAGAUUGAGAGCAUCAAACAGGAUGUUACUAGUGCUACAUACAAUUUUUGUACAAGUUUUGUAAGACAAAUUGUGUGUGUAAUCUAUCUAUCUAUCUAUCUAUAUAUAUAUAUAUAUAUAUAUAUAUAUAUAUAUAUAUAUAUAUAUAUAUAUAUAUAUAUAUAUAUAUAUAUAUGUAUAUAGAUAGAUAGAUCUGUGUAUCUUGCUUUAAGACAAAUUGUAAAUGUACUAAAUUCAGCUCUAAUAGUGACCAAUAAUCUCACUCAUCACAAAAGUACCAGAAUUAAAAAUUAAAUUACUUAUAUAUAUAUAUAUAUAUAUAUAUGAAUGACAGAACUCAUCUGAAAGAAUGGCCUUUUAUUGUUUUUCCCAACAGAGUGUAAAAGGCUUUCACUCAGAGUGCAUAGGUAGACAGUCUGCCCUUCUACAAAAACAACUGCCUGGUUAGUGUACAGACAAAUAUGCUUCCACCUUUGAACAUACUUGCUGUUAUUUUUAUUCAGUCAACGAUGGAAUAAGAAGCUGGUGAAAUUAGGGUGAAAUCCCAGUAAAGUUUUCAGCAAGACUUACAAGACAACAAUGCAUUGUUAUGUUAGAAUUUGGUGUAUUGUUGUAGCCAACUUUAUCCCCAGGCUCAGUUACAUCAUGCUAAAUGUGUCAUAAAUUAAAUGGUAAUGUAAUUGUUGCUGCUCAGAAGCUGUGCAGUCUGAGACUAGGAGAGCAGGGUCUUCACUGCUAUAUGUACAAGCUUGCAGCUGAAAGGAUGGACGUGAAGUUUAAUCAAUGUCAGGAUUUAUAUAAUUUUCUUAUUACAAAGAGUCUUUCCAACAAAGUGCCGCUAGGUGUCAGCAAAGAGUCAGUCACGGUUCUUCCGAUUCCUUUUCACCAAGCCAGACCUGGUUCCUUCUUCUUGACAAUCUUGUGUACAGAUAUCACAAUGAUUUCUCAAAACCUUCACAUGAGCAUCUCCUGAAUUUUUUGUUUUUUCCUUCAGCAAUUUGGUUACAGUAAGUCUUAGGUCUUAUUAGUCACUGUGGUUCUAACUCAAGCCAAAAUGAACCCAACUGG